Hevea brasiliensis (rubber tree) is the source of this 1756-nucleotide messenger RNA. RefSeq names its product aspartic proteinase PCS1-like. The record is from RefSeq and is a predicted model, not a curated record. Gene Ontology annotation, biological process: proteolysis. The transcript has a single exon. Gene Ontology annotation, molecular function: aspartic-type endopeptidase activity. Lineage: Eukaryota; Viridiplantae; Streptophyta; Magnoliopsida; Malpighiales; Euphorbiaceae. Bases 129 to 1478 code for a protein of 449 amino acids.
CCUCCUCCGUCAUAAUAGCAUCUAACCGCUCAAUUAAGAAAACGCGUCUUCCUUCUUUGUUCAUUUCUUCAUCUUUUGGUUUUUCUCUUCUCAAAAUCCCAUAUAAUUUAUAAAUACACCACCCACCUAUGCACUAUAACCCAUCACUCACCACCAACGCCAUGGCUCUCCUUCUCUUUUUCUUUCUCUUCUUCUCCUGUCUUUCCCUCUCUAUCCAAGAAAGCCAACACAACGCCACCUCUAUUUCCUUCUCUUUCCCUCUCAGUUCUGUCCCUCACUCUGCGAACACUACUCCAUCGUUUUACUCUUCUUUUGUCUCGCAAAUCAAGCAUAGCCCACCAAUCAAAACCUCACCCUACAACUACAGAUCCACCUUCAAGUAUUCCAUGGCCUUGAUUGUGUCUCUUCCCAUCGGGACUCCUCCUCAGACCCAGCAAAUGGUUUUGGACACUGGUAGCCAGCUCUCCUGGAUUCAGUGCCACAAUAAGACUCCUAAGAAGCCUCCUCCUACGAUGGCGUUUGAUCCUUCUCUCUCCUCUUCCUUCUCUGUUUUACCAUGCACUCACCCUCUUUGCAAGCCUCGAAUUCCCGAUUUUACCCUCCCUACUUCUUGCGACCAGAACCGUUUAUGCCACUAUUCUUACUUCUACGCUGAUGGCACCUAUGCUGAGGGCAGUCUCGUCAGGGAAAAAUUCACAUUUUCUAGUUCCCAAAGCACCCCUCCUCUCAUCCUGGGUUGUGCUCAGGACGCCAGCAAUGACAAGGGUAUUUUGGGGAUGAAUCUAGGUCGGCGCUCAUUUGCUGCACAAGCUAAAAUAUCCAAAUUCUCAUAUUGCGUGCCAACACGUCAAUCUCAGGCCGGAUUGUCCUCAACCGGGUCAUUUUAUCUGGGAGAAAAUCCGAAUUCGAGCGGGUUUCAAUACAUUAGCCUUCUGACUUUUACUCAAAGUCAAACAACGUUACCAAACUUGGACGCCUUAGCAUACAGUGUUCCAAUGCAAGGAAUAAGAAUCGGCAACAUGAGAUUAAACAUCCCCGCGUCGGUUUUCCGGCCUGAUCGGAGUGGAUCAGGUCAAACAAUGAUCGAUUCAGGUUCCGAGUUCACGUACUUGGUGGAUGAGGCUUAUAAUAAAGUGAGGGAAGAGAUAGUGAGACAUGCAGGACCAAAGUUAAAGAAGAACUACGUGUACGGCGGAGUAUCGGACAUGUGUUUCGAUGGAAAUCCGACGGAGAUUGUACGGUUGAUAGGAAGUAUGGUGUUGGAAUUCGAGAAGGGAGUAGAAAUUGUGAUCGAUAAAGAGAGGGUCCUAGCUGAUGUUGGAGGCGGUGUCCACUGCGUGGGAAUAGGACGGUCAGAGAUGCUAGGUGCAGCGAGUAACAUAAUAGGGAAUUUCCACCAGCAGAAUCUGUGGGUGGAGUUUGAUCUGGCUAAUCGUAGAGUGGGGUUGGGUAAGGCCGACUGUAGCAGAACGGUGUGAAGAAGAAGCGGCGGCGGACCCCUAAUUAAAAUAAGAUAUUAAUGUACAAAGAAAAUAUGAGUGAUGUGUGUGUGUGGCAGUACUAGUAGAGAUGUAAUCCAACGGCCUAUAUAGAACUAACAUAAGUGAUGAGAUAUAUAGUUGCGUGGUUGACGGUAAUAGAAAAGAUGUGAGCUUUCAAAGUAUGGUGAAAAUAAUCUUGUUGGUCAGAAAAAAAAAAAAUCUUGUUGGUGUUAUGUAAGAAAAUACCCCUAGCCUAAUUAAAUUUAUUAUUUUUA